AAACCCUAACUAAAUAUAUUCCUCUUCCCUGCCACCCCUCGCCCUUUCCUUUCAUCCAAAGCCGUAGCGCAGCCCCGCAACCUCUCCAUACGAAUCUCCACCUCAAAAUGAAGGUAGUCGCUGCGUACUUGUUGGCCGUGUUGGGAGGCAACACCUGCCCUUCCGCCGAAGAUAUUAAGGAGAUUCUCGCAUCAGUUGGGGCUGAAGCUGAUGACGCAAGGAUUGAGUUGCUCUUGUCUGAAGUCGAGGGAAAAGAUGUCACGGAGUUGAUUGCAGCUGGGAGGGAGAAGUUGGCAUCGGUACCUGGUGGUGGUGGCGGUGUUGCUAUUGCUGCACCUGUUGCCGGUGCUGGUGCACCUGCAGCUGCUGCAGAGCCAAAGAAAGAGGAGAAAGUUGAAGAGAAAGAGGAGUCUGAUGAUGAUAUGGGUUUCAGCCUCUUUGACUAAGAGAUUUGGCCUGCUGGUUUGUUUGUAUAGUCUAUAGAGGCUCUCCUAUUUUCAGCUAGUGCUUUUAGUAGAUGUUACAAGAUUUUGAAUCUGAAGUUGGAUGUGGUUUUAGAUGUUGAUGGUUUAUGAAUCUUUUGUUUGGAUAAGAGAGCGAUGUCAGACAUUUAAGUUAUAAUUGUUAAAGUCUUGAUUUCUACAAGACAAAUUUAGUUAUGAUUAUUAAAUUUUGGAUA
Corylus avellana is the source of this 679-nucleotide messenger RNA. RefSeq names its product large ribosomal subunit protein P2A. Gene Ontology annotation, molecular function: structural constituent of ribosome. Gene Ontology annotation, cellular component: ribosome; cytosolic large ribosomal subunit. NCBI's taxonomy places the organism in Eukaryota, Viridiplantae, Streptophyta, Magnoliopsida, Fagales, Betulaceae. Gene Ontology annotation, biological process: cytoplasmic translational elongation. The record is from RefSeq and is a predicted model, not a curated record.